Hymenoscyphus albidus is the source of this 1005-nucleotide messenger RNA. The record is from the annotation of a GenBank genome assembly. Lineage: Eukaryota; Fungi; Ascomycota; Leotiomycetes; Helotiales; Helotiaceae.
AUGCCACCCCGAAUAUCCCCGCCUUCAAAGGCAAUAACCUCAAUCUUGCGCUGCAAAAGAUCCUCAUCUCUCCGCCUCCGCCAAUACGCAACAAUUGUAGCCGCACCCCAAGUCUCCUACGCACAACUAAACCGCACGGCACCGCCCACCGCCAAAUUCCCCAAGACCCAGCCUCCCUCCUACAAGCCCCCAGAGUUCCGGAAAUCCCAGCUGCUGCGUCAAUAUGCUUCUCUCCUGCGCUCCACUCCCCUCAUGCUCGUCUUUCAACACAACAACUUAAAGAGUGUAGAAUGGACGGGGAUACGACGAGAACUGAAUAAAGCCCUGAGAAAAGUCGACGAGACACGGGCUAAAGCUGGACACGUCGAAGGAAAUGUGGGCGAGGGGGUGAAAAUACAAAUCAUUCAGACAGGAAUCUUCAUUUCAGCGUUAAAGAUUGUGGAAUUCUAUAAACCAGAGACGAAUAAAUCUCCCUCUGAUCCUACGGACCCAGCGAGUCCGUCAUCUGCUACAGUCCCAGAGCUCACCCAUACAUUAUCAGAAGCAGCUCACCAAGCUACAAUGAAAAAAACCCACGCUCUAAUGCCCCUCCUCGUUGGACCACUAGCCGUCCUAACCUUCCCCACCGUCUCACCGCAGCAUCUAAAAGCCGCUCUCUCAAUCCUCUCCCCUAUCCCAGGGCAAUUCCCAGCUCCGUCGAGGAAGGCAAAUCCGGGGUAUCACGAUCUACCAGUCCAAACUGGACUGCAGAAAUUGCUACUAUUGGGUGCACGGGUAGAGGGACAGGUUUUCGAUAUAGAGGGGACGAAGUGGGUUGGUAGUAUUGAGGGUGGUGUAGAUGGAUUGAGAGGCCAGUUGGUGAACAUGUUACAGAGUCUUGGGGCUGGUCUAACGAGUACGUUGGAGGGGUCUGCAAAAAGUUUGUAUUUUACAGUUGAAGGGCGGAGGACGAUGUUGGAGGAUGAGGCGAAGGGUGGUUCUGGGGGAGCUCCAAAAGAAUCUUAA